AUGGCAACUCCAGAAAAAGAAAGUGUUAAUGCUGACAGAACCCCAAUUAUACCUAAUUUUGUUGUUUUCCCGCCCCCAACAAUCUGCCUUUCAAAACAAAUGCAAAAAACACUUGAAUUACACGUCGCUUGCCAAGCUUAUCCACCAGCACAAAUAACUUGGUUUAUUAACGGAAAAGGAUUGGCAGAAGAGUUGGAGAAAAAUGAAUAUCGAGUACUUACUGAACAUAAUGAAUCUAGAUUGUUAGUAGAGAGUGGGGGUGAGGGUGGGCUACCCAAGGAAGGAAUUUAUGUAGCGGAGGCUUCUAAUGCUUAUGGAACGGGAAGAUGUGAAACAAUGGUCACAAUCUCGGAUGAUGUCUUGUCUACGAUUGAUGAAAACUCUCUAGAUGAUUCCGAAACAGUAACAAAAAUAAUUCAAAAAAGAGUAGAACGCCAAGAAUUGUUUGAACAAGAUUCUGACGAGGAGGAUGAAUUUUUAAACGAAAAGGAUGGGAACGGUGAUGAUAAAUUUUUUGUAAGCACACAAACAAUUGAAGAAGCACCAAUGAGGGAAGUAGAACAGAUUCACAUUCUACAACAAAAGAGACCAGAAAUAGUUCUAGCUCCAGACAGUCGAAUAUUUGUUCCAGGUGGACUUCCUCUUGUUUUAGAGUUGAAAGCGGAUUCGGAAAGUGAUUGUACUAUUCGUUGGUAUUUAAAGAAUUUUGAAUUACAUCCAAAUGGAAAUACAGUGAUUGUUGAGAAUUUGGAAAGAAAUCAUGAGAAACUCACAAUUCUAAACCCAACAGAAGGUAUUUACAAAGCAGUAAUUCAAAAUGACCAUGGAAUGGCUACUUUUGAAUGUCGAGUACUUGUAGAAGUUCCCCCUCAAAGUGAUCAAGAUUUACCCGAAUUUAUGCAACGAUCCCGUGCCCUACUUCUAAAAUCCCCAACACCCCCUCCAAUUUUUAAACCAGAAAAACAGCGUCCAACGAAAGAAGAAAGUGAAGCAGUUAAACGAAUUGAUAUAGCUCCAAAGAUUAUUUCAGAAUUUGAAGAGGUUUAUAGAAUAGGAGAGAAUAUGCCGUUUGAAUUAGAUGUUAAAGCAGAAGCUAGGCCUGAAGCUCAAUUUCAAUGGAAACAUAACAAUUUUGAAAUAAAAUCGAAUGAUCAAGUACAAAUUAAACAUGUUGGUGAGAAUAACGAGAAAAUAUCUUUUGCCAAGGCGGUUGAUGGAAUUGUCGAGGUUCAUGCUGUGAAUAAAUUAGGAAAGGAUAUUAAACGAACAAAAGUGGUGGUCGAUUAUAACUUUGAUCCUUCAAAUGAAAAUAAUAUUAAUAAAUUAACUGUAGAAAUUGUAGAAAGAAAGGAAGGGAAGGAUGAAGGGCCAAAAAAAUUGGAAAAGAGGAAGAAAGAUACGCAAGAAGUUAAAGCAAAUGGAGAUUUAGAAGGCGUUGAAUUUAGUAAAAAGAAAUCAAAGAAAAUAGCUGAUAAAGCAGAAGAAACUGAAGCAAAGCAAAGCCUAGACAACGAUUUAAUUAGUAUUGAGAAACAGGAAGGUUAG
Meloidogyne enterolobii is the source of this 1545-nucleotide messenger RNA. Lineage: Eukaryota; Metazoa; Nematoda; Chromadorea; Rhabditida; Meloidogynidae. The record is from the annotation of a GenBank genome assembly.